Messenger RNA from Miscanthus lutarioriparius, 501 nucleotides. The record is from the annotation of a GenBank genome assembly. NCBI's taxonomy places the organism in Eukaryota, Viridiplantae, Streptophyta, Magnoliopsida, Poales, Poaceae.
AUGGCGAGCCCUGGACGGAUCGAGCUGGACAAGCUGAGCGUGGAGCAGCUCAAGGGGCUCAAGGAGCAGACGGAUCUGGAGUUCAACCUCCUCCAGGACAGCCUCACCAAGAUCCGCACCGCCGCCACUCGACUCGAGAACGCCUCCGCCGCGCUCCAUGACCUAUCCCUCCGCCCCCACGGCACGUAUCGUCGUACCCCUCCUCCGAUCCCCUUGGUUACCCGUGCCGGGAAGAAGAUGCUCGUGCCCCUCACGGCGUCCCUCUACGUGCCCGGCUCGCUGGACGACGCCGAGAAGGUCCUCGUCGAUGUCGGCACCGGUUACUUCAUCGAGAAAACCAUGGCUCAGGGGAAAGAAUACUGUGAAAGGAAAAUUAAUUUAUUGAAGUCAAAUUUUGAUGAACUGGCUGAGGUGGCUACAAAAAAGAAAGCCAUAGCAGAGGAUAUGGCUAUGCUACUACAAGCCAAGCUGAGGCAAGCAUCACCUGGCCCAAGUUCAUGA